AAUCUGCUAAACUUGUUUCAAAGUACGUAAAUUUUGAAAACACUGAAAGACCAGAUUCUGUCAUUAGUCUUCUCAAAGACUAUGGACUCACCAAAUACCAGAUAUCUCAAGUUAUUAGGGGACAGCCCAAGUUGAUUUUAUUCGAUCCCGUGAAGACAAUAUUACCAAAGAUUCAAUUUUUACGUUCGAUUGGGGUUUCUGGCUCAGACCUUCCGGUGAUGAUAUCUAAGAACCCAGUUUUCUUGUCUGGCAGCUUGAACAAUCUUUUGAUCCCAUUUUAUGAUUUUAUUAAAAGUUUGGUAUUUUCUGAUGAGAAAGUGCUUAUUAUAUUGAAACGCAUAUCAGCAUUCAACAUGUGCUAUGUCAAGGAACACUUGCCUGUUAAUUUAUCAGUCUUAAGAGAGCUCGGAAUGCGCCAAUCUACCAUCUCUAUUUUGAUUACCACUUCCCCCAACGCUGUAUGCACAAAUUCUGAAAGGUUUAGUGAAGCUAUUAAAAAUGUUGUAGGUAUGGGAUUUGAUCCUCUGAAUAUUUCAUUUGCCGAUGCUCUUCGAAUGAUAAUUCAAAUGAAUUCCAAAACAUGGAAACAAAAAAUUGAUGCUUACAGUAGGUCGGGUUUUUCGGAAGAAGAAAUAUGGUCUGUUAUCAAAAAGCGUCCACUGUGUAUGAGUUUAUCAGAGAAGACAAUUAUAAAGAAGAUAGAUUUUCUUGUGAACAAAAUGGGUUGGCAGCCUGCAAUUGUUGCAAAACAUCCAAUUGUUUUAAGUUAUAGUUUCGAGAAGAGGGUUGUUCCAAGGUGUUCAGUUAUAAGAGUUUUGAUUCUAAAGGGUUUGAUCAGAGCAGAAAUCAGUUUAACUUCUAUUCUUGGAUAUUCUGAAGAAAAAUUCUUGGACAUGUUUGUGAUCAAGCAUCGAGAACAGGUACCUGAAUUCUCGGAUGUUCUCCUGGGGAAAAUUGAUAUUGUUGAACUUGGUUUGAGUUUGAUGAAGAAUUUGGGGGAUUCAGCUGUAAAGCAUACAGCAGUUUAAUGUAAACCGGACACAACAUUGCAUUAGCUUGACUGAAAUGAGGUUACUUUUUCUAAUUAACUUGUAAUAGGUGAGUCUAUCAAUUUAUUUGUUAAUAAGAAGAUUCGUGUGUCUUGUACUAGUAGUAUUCUGUAAAUGCUUUUUGUUCACCAAAAAUUUUUAUCUAAAAAUGAACAGCAAAGACCAUGUAAUUUGAAAUUAAACAUUGUCAAUCCAUAGACAUGUAUGGUAAUUAGUUUUGCGUUGCUUUUCUUAA
Molecule: messenger RNA, 1284 nt
Organism: Jatropha curcas
Lineage: Eukaryota; Viridiplantae; Streptophyta; Magnoliopsida; Malpighiales; Euphorbiaceae
Source: RefSeq, a predicted model, not a curated record